AUGGCCUACAGGAGGGACGGUCACCUCCUGAAUCAGCGGCGGAUAAACUUCCAUUCCACCGUUCACGAACUUAUCGUCGCCUACGACUGCGCCCUGAACACCACCUCUGAAGAAGAGAUGCAACGCAGCGUGGACCUGUUCUUCGCCGCCUGCAAGAACUUCGGUCCGGUCAUCAACCCGCAGAAGACGGUGGUCAUGCAUGAACCGCCAUCCAAUACAGCCACUCCUCACAACGCGCCGCAAAUCAGUGUAAACGAAACCCAACAGCAAGUGGUGGAGAACGUCCCGUACCUGGGCAGAACACAAUACUUUAACACCAAAAUCGACGCCAAAGUCGCUCGCGGGAUCUCGAAAUCCAGUAAAGGCUUCGGCCGCCUCCAAAGCACCGUUUGGAAUCGUCACGGUCUUCAACUGAGCACGGAGCUGAAGAUGUACAAUGUCGAAGCUGUUGUACGGAGCGGAGACAGUUUACACAAAGCAGGCACGCCUCAGUUGUCUCCGUCGCAUCCUUCAGGCUGAACUGGCAGGAUCGAAUCCCCGACACUGAUGCGCUGGAACGGACGGGAACCCUCAGCAACUACACCGCGCUGAGACAAAUGCAGCUGCGUUGGAGCGGUCACCUGAUGGGCAUGGACGACGAGCGACUACCCAGACGACUCUUCUUCGGAGACGUCGCGACGGGUUCUCGCCGCCAAGGAGGCCACAUUCGCCGUUACAAGGACACUCUGAAGUCCUCCAUGAAGCGCCUGCAAAUCAACCCGACCAACUGA
This is a messenger RNA of Spirometra erinaceieuropaei, 770 nucleotides long. The record is from the annotation of a GenBank genome assembly. NCBI's taxonomy places the organism in Eukaryota, Metazoa, Platyhelminthes, Cestoda, Diphyllobothriidea, Diphyllobothriidae.